Trachemys scripta elegans is the source of this 4862-nucleotide messenger RNA. RefSeq names its product phospholipase D family member 5 (gene PLD5). Gene Ontology annotation, molecular function: catalytic activity. Bases 306 to 1703 code for a protein of 465 amino acids. The transcript is spliced from 10 exons. The record is from RefSeq and is a predicted model, not a curated record. NCBI's taxonomy places the organism in Eukaryota, Metazoa, Chordata, Testudines, Emydidae.
GAGCCCAAGAUUUAAUUAUCAUUUAGGAGCUAUAAAAACAAUGUAGUAGAGGCACAAAUAGUUUUUGAACCAUGCCAUGUGAAAAUUCUGAGACUUCUUGUUGCCAACCUCCCUUUUAUUGCUUGGAUUGGCUGAUUUCCAAAGCAUCAAGGCUAGCGAUUGAGGGACUGAAAUAUAAUCAGUGGUGAUACAUUUUUACCACAUAAAACAUUCUCUGCCUCCAAAGCCUCGGGUGUCUCUAGUAAGCAGUGCAUCAGCAACAGCUCCUUGCUGCUGGACUUCAGAGGGAAAAAAAUUGGAUCAGAAUGUCCCAGCAAAAAUGCAUUGUGAUCUUUGCACUGGUAUGCUGCUUUGCGAUUCUGGUUGCACUGAUAUUUUCUGCAGUGGAUAUAAUGGGAGAAGAUGAGGAUGGACUCUCAGAAAAGAAUUGUCAAAAUAACUGUCGGGUUGCUCUUGUGGAAAACAUUCCUGAAGGUAUAAACUAUUCAGACAGUGCACCAUCCCACUUGUCUCUUUUCCAAGGCUGGAUGAAUUUGCUUAAUAUGGCUGAAAAGUCUGUUGACAUAGUAUCUUCCCAAUGGGACCUCCAUCACAGUCAUCCAUCUGCAUACCAGGGCCAGCAUCUUUUUGAAAAAUUGCUAGAACUGGCGUCUCGAAAUAUUGAGAUAAAACUAGUGAGCGAUAUACUGCCCACCGAAUCAAAGGUAUUAAACGACUUGAAAACAAAGGGUGCAGAAGUGCUGUAUAUGAAUAUGACUGCUUAUAAUGAAGGUCGCCUUCAAUCAUCAUUCUGGAUUGUUGAUAAACAGCAUGUAUAUAUUGGAAGUGCCAGCUUAGACUGGAGGUCAUUGGGACAGAUGAAAGAACUUGGUGUCAUUGUGUACAACUGCAGCUGCCUCGUCCUAGAUUUACAAAGGAUAUUUGCCUUGUAUAGCUCAUUAAAAUACAAGAAUAAAGUGCCUCCAAGUUGGUCUAAGAGAUUGUAUGGGGUGUAUGAUACUCAAAAGAAACUGAAGCUGCAGCUGAAUGAGACAAAAUCAGAAGUCUUUGUGUCGAAUUCUCCCAAACUCUUUUGUCCAAAAGACCGAGUCUUGGAUAUUGAAGCUAUCUACAAUGUUAUAGAUGAUGCCAAACAGUUUGUUUAUAUAGCUGUCAUGGAUUACCUCCCUAUUGUCUUUGACACAAAUGCUAAAAGGUACUGGCCAUAUUUGGAUGGGAAGAUAAGAGAAGCACUAGUGUUACGAAGUAUUAAAGUCCGGCUCCUCAUAAGUUUCUCAAAAGACACUGAUCCCCUUACAUUUAACUUUGUUUCAUCUCUUAAAGCUAUUUGCACUGAGGUUCCCAGCUGUAGUUUAAAAGUUAAAUUUUUUGAUCUUGAAGAGGAGAAUGCUUGCUUUCUCAAAGAACAAAAGAAUACUUCCCUUCCCAAAUUAAACCGGAAUAAAUAUAUGGUGACUGAUGGAGCUGCUUAUAUUGGUAAUUUUGACUGGGUGGGAAAUGCUUUUACUCAAAACGCGGGAGCUGGCCUCGUUAUCAACCAAGAAGACAUGGGGAACAACACAAGCAUCGUUAAGCAACUUAAAGCCGUGUUUGAAAGGGACUGGUAUUCACACUAUGCCAAAAGUUUGCAACCAACAAAAAUCCCAAACUGCUUAAACUACAAACUUAACAAAGCAGUGGCAAAUAAGACUGCCAUGAAUUAAAAAGACUAUUUUACUGUAUGAUGAAUGAAGAAAUACAUCGGGGCUGCUGUAAGCCUAUUUCAUAUUUACAGAUAAGACUACAAAAAGGCAAAAAAAUUUUUUUUUUUUUUUUUUUUUUUUUUAGGAAAAAGCACACAUAUAAAAUGUUCUCUAAACUAUACUCUCUAUAUUGAAUUAUUUACGACUUUUAAAUUUGUUACUUCUGACACUGAAUGUCAUUUAUGCUUCGACAUUGAUUUUUCAUAUUUGAAUUUAAAAGCAUACUUUGAUUCCUCUCCUUCAAUUUUAGAACUUUUCGUACCUCCCAUCCUGGCUAGGCAGAACCUUGAGGCAGAACUGAAAAUUGAGCUAUGACAUGUCAUUCUAAGAUCAGCUGCUAUUGAUACAUAAUGGAGGACAGACUUCCCCCAUGCAAAAGAUACAAGUUUAAGCAAGUAUUCUCCUAUGUAAAUCAUUCCCUCCAAGUAUAUGGCCAUCCAAGCAGAUUUUAAUAAUUUUGAACAGAUAGUUUGAUAUCAACAUCUAAUUACAUUUUCACACCAUCCUCAAAAUGUAUUAAAGCUAGCUGUCAGCUUCCUUGUCAUCUCCUAAUAAUAACAUACAUUUUCUUUUGUCCAAACAACUUUCACUAUAACCUCUCCCCCCCAAACCUCUUACCUAACACACUUCAAAAAAAAUUAUUAAUUUUAAUUCCCUCUACCAUCAAUGGUUAUUCCUUGUUAUACCAAUGUCUCUUUAAUUUUGAAAUUCCUGGAUUCUGAGGAUGUUUUAUUAUAAAAAUCUAUUAUAAAGAUCAAGGGCUGUCUUUUCUUGUCAGCUGUACAAUGUGAUUUUCCCAAUUUGAAGUAUUUCUCAAGAGUGAGGCAGCAAUUUUGUGUAGCAUCAUUGUUUGGGGAAAAAACCAAACCCUUAAAUGCUACUUUUUGAAAAAGGUGAAGGGCUGUGCAAAGCUGUACAAUAACUUUAGUGAAAAUUUUCAGUUUUGUUCUAGUUGAUUUCUCACCUGGCAAACUUUGCUUUGUUAAUUUAAAAACAAAAUGAACAAACAAACAAAAAAGUAUCCUUUUGUGAAAUGGUGUUUUUGGGUCAAAAUAGGUCAUUCAAUCUCUUGCAUGUUUUUUAUAACUAUAAAAGAAAUUGGGACAGAUUCAUCUCUGGUGUAACUUCAUGCCUCAAUGACUUCAGCAAUUAUACCAGCAAUGAAUUUCAUCCAGUAUAUUCAAAGUUGAAGAUCAUUUUUUUAAAUCAGUUCCGUUUAUUUGCAAAAUGUCACUGAAAGACCAAGAGAAGCUCUAGAGGUGAAUAGCUUUCAAUCAUGUGUCUUGGGAUAAACUUAAUAUUAAGUCCUUACAUAAAGGCACAAGAGCCAAAAAUUCCAGAGUUUGCAGUUAUAGCUUCUGCUAGCAAUAGCACAUAAAAAGAUAAAAAUUAUUAACCACUGACAUAUUUCCCUUCCUUGCAUUGUUGAUACUAGGAAUGCAUUGAAUUUUUAGUACAUUUUAUACAGAUAAUGGAAAAUGUCAAUGGAGCAAAACUUUGUCAAAGGAGAAAGUGAUUUCAUGUCAUUGUUGGGUUGCCACUGACCUUAUAAUUCUGAUACCAAAUGAAUUACAUAGAUGCAGUAGUUUUAUCUGAUAGAUUUUUUGGAGCAGUAGAGUCACAAUUGCUUACUGGUCCAUUAUGGUAUAAGUGGAUUCCCAUGGGCUAGAAGAACAAAUUUGUGUACUUCAGUCAUCCAGAGUAGAACUAAUACAUCAAAGUACAGUGGUACAAUGUUUUUUUUUUUUUAACUAUACUGUGUUUUUAUGAACCAUCUGAUUUAUGAACAGAAGGGUUUAUUUUUAAAUAAUUUUUAUCAGUAAAUAGUAGUCAGCCAUUCUACAAUUAGACUGGCAGGCACAAAUUUCAUUUGGUAUAAAAUAUGUACUAAUGAUUUUAAUAUAGCUGUUUCAAAUGACAGCAGCUCCAAAGAAGUGCAGAAGGCUUUUGUAUGGUAUGUUAGCCAAAAGAUAAAGUGCAUCCUUGGAUUUAAAAAAGAGGAUAUGGAGUUUAAAAGAAAUCUUAUUAGUUUUUAGAACACAUCAAAGGGGAUAAUAACCAAUCAUUCUUUCUGGGUUAGUACUAUUAUAGUUCAAAUAGAUCAAAUGCAGUGGACCAGGUUCUGAUCUCAGUUACGCCAAAGUAAAUAUGAAGUAACUCCAUUAAAGUUAAUUUGCACUGGUUCAUUUGAGAUCAGAACCACUGUUUCCUUUUGCUUUAGCUCUGUAGAGCACCACCACUGCAUGGCAUGUUUUCGAACUACUAUAGGAAUUUGCAUGUAGUAGUUUCUCACAGACCUCUCAAACAGGAUCCAGAAGAUGCACUUUCUCUAACUUCCUUCUAACUGGCAUUGGUAACUCUGUCAUAUUACAAAGGUUUUUCUAAAGAGAUCAGUUUUAUUCUUAAAGAAUAUAGACUGUAAUUGUUGUUUGCGGCAAACAUUUACUAGUGCCUUAUUCAUGCACAAGGUUUUAUUUAACUAUUUCUCUUGUGAAACCCUGCUAAGAUCUUGCGUUUAAUACUGAAGCAUAAAAACAGCUUGCUAAAAAAGACCUGCAUAUUGUGAAUGUUUAGAAUUCAGUACAUAGUGAUAGAGUCACAAAAAGACAAAACUGUUGCCAAGAGCUGGGCCCAAAUCAAAGCCUUGUAUAGGAACACACCUGAACUUUGGGGUGUUUUAAAUGCCACCCCAGCUUUGGACCCAAAUUUCACAAAUUGACCCAUCUUUAUUAUGAGAUAAUGCAAAUCCCAAAUCAAAAUAUUCCUGAUUUUUGGGAUAUUCAAAAUCUGCAUUCCCCCAAUAUCAGACUCCAAUCAGAAGCAACAAUACCAUGGCAGUUCCUUCAAGAUUGAGGGUGAAGUAAAUCCAGACACAUGCAAUGGCAGAUACACAACUACUUUGCAUAUUUCUUUGCAGUGUUGUAGCCCGGCUAGUCCCAGGAUAUUAGAGAAACAAAGGUGGAUGAGGACCAAUUUCUGUUGGUGAAAGAGAUCAUUCAAGGUGAAGUGAGCAGUUAACACCUCUUCAAUCAUAGGACAAAGGAAGGUUAGUGGAUUACAGAUUGUUGUAAUGAGCCAUAAAUCCAGUAUCUUUAUUGAAACCCUCCUUGAAUGGUCUCU